This is a messenger RNA of Cydia amplana, 4590 nucleotides long. RefSeq names its product phospholipid-transporting ATPase ABCA1-like. The record is from RefSeq and is a predicted model, not a curated record. NCBI's taxonomy places the organism in Eukaryota, Metazoa, Arthropoda, Insecta, Lepidoptera, Tortricidae. The transcript is spliced from 31 exons. Gene Ontology annotation, biological process: transmembrane transport. Gene Ontology annotation, cellular component: membrane. Gene Ontology annotation, molecular function: ATP binding; ATP hydrolysis activity; ABC-type transporter activity. The coding region runs from base 1 to 4578 and encodes 1525 amino acids.
AUGAUGGCUAAUGAAGUUAAGAAGAAUAUUAUGGAGUUCAGUAACGCAGAUGUGCACCAACAUUCAGGAAGCGUCCUCUACUCUCCGGAGUCUGAGCUUACGAACCGACUCAUGAACGAAGUCGGAGCCAAGUUGAACCUAAAACGAUUGGACCAUCUGCCAAGUAAACAAGAGAGAGGCUACUUCCCGUUUCCAAGAGAGACGUCAAUAACAAUGCUGAAAUACUCGAGGGAUAAUAUGAGCUCGGAAGACGCCAUGGUUAUAUUUGAGAAUAUGGACUCGUACCCGUGGCCGGUCAUACUGAACUACACCAUUCGGAUGAAGACGGAUUCCAUGACGCUACUAGACCCAGAACUUGAACCGUACGACACGUACAAACGCGAGGCGCUUUUUAUGCUCAACUUGGGCACUGACGAGAAUUUUGGUAUGCAAACAUUCUUGCGCCUACAGUGGGCUAUAGACACCAGCUACCUCCAAUUGACCACUGGUGCAUAUGUUGAUCAGACACUGACGCUGCAAGAGUUCCCGUUCAGCACCGACAAUACAAACGUUUCACGGAUUAUAGUGUUUGUUAGCGCCGCGUUAUUUUUGCCUUUGGCGAUUUUUGGUUCCACGAUCAGCUUGACUCAACGGCUUUUCGAGGAAAAGAUCAGCGGGCUGCACGAACUACAGAAGAUAUCGGGUGUAUCAGCAGAAACAACAGCCCUCUCCCACGUGCUCGACAUGCUGUCCGUAGUGUUGGUGCACGUGUUGGUUUUCGUCCUGUACUUCAAGCUCGCCGGCCAUUUGGUCCACACGAGCGGCGGCUACCUCGCCUUCGCUAUAGCGCUCUACUUUUUCACCAUCAUAGCGUUUACUUUCAUCGUGUUUUACCUUCUCGAUGUCAGCUCAGAUGGUAUAACGAUGUCUAACAUGUGGUCACGUGACGGCAUGAAGAAUGUGUCAGUGGGCGAAAUCUACCUGUAUAUGGCAUUCCAAAUACUUCUAUUUUCUAUAAUCUCCUGGUACUUAUCUAAGGUGCGCCCGGCCAAGUUUGGCCAGCCUUGGCCGUGGAACUUCCCGUGUACACGAGAGUAUUGGAGUAACCAGCCACAAGUAGUGACCAUGCAAGAAGUCGAGACUGUAAAUACGAAUGACAAACAAUACUUCGAGAAGGCCCCUGAUGGCCUGCCGGUCGGCAUACAGGUCAAUAAUGUUUACAAGUUUCUCCAGUCGUUCGGUAAAGACAAGGUGCUGCACGGAGUGAACUUGGCCGUGUAUCGCGGCGAGAUCACCGUGCUGCUCGGCCACAACGGCGCCGGAAAGACUACGCUCAUCCACAUCAUCACCGGUCUCAUCCGCGCGUCGUCGGGCACCGUGCUGGUAGAGGGCAAGGACAUAAAGCAGUCGGUGGAGACCCGCAAGCUGGUCGGCCUCUGCCCGCAACAGAACAUGUUCUUCGACAAAUUAUCUGUGCUUGAACACGUCAUGUUCUUCGCUAUGCUUAAAGGGCAGUCGUACUCAGAAUCCCGCGCAUCAAGCACAGAACUACUCGGCAAACUGGAGUUGUCUGAGAAGCUGAAAGUAAGACCUGCAGCACUGUCCGGCGGCAUGAAGCGGCGCGUGCAGCUGGCGUGCGCUGUUGCUGGAGGGGCCAGGGUGCUGGUGCUGGACGAGCCGACCAGCGGGCUGGACGUGGAGACGCGCCGAGAGCUGUGCAACAUGCUCCUGAGUCUCCGUGGGGAGCACACGGUGUUGCUGACGACGCACUUCAUGGAGGAGGCGGACGCGCUGGGCGACCGCAUCGCCGCGCUGCACCACGGCCGACUGCGCUGCCACGCCACACCCAUGUUCCUCAAACGAGCCAUCGGCACUGGUCACCGUCUUACGUUCACGACGUUGGGCGCGCCGAAUGAAGCAGCAAUCACGUCAGCCAUCACCGCCGUCGUGCCGGACGCGACCGUCCGCGACCGUCGUCCGAACGGUCUGACCUACAAUUUGCCGGCGACGGACACGGCGCGUCUCCCCGAGCUCUUUACCGCGCUGGAGAGAACGCGCUCCGAACUGCAAAUCGACACCAUUGGUGUCAGUAGAAGCACUCUUGACGAGGUUUUCUUGGAGCUGUGCAGCGACGAAAAACCAACGUAUGAGGAGAAAGAACCAACUAUAGAACCGGCGCUUGAGAAGGUGACAGGAUUUAAGUUGCGUGCCCAACAGCUCUUAGCACUCUUCCAGAGGCAGUGCCACUUUUUCAAGCUUCGUAAUUUUAUCAUCGUGGUAAUCUUCAUUGGGGCACUGAUCUGCGGCUUAAACUUCGCAACCAACAAUCGAAGCGACAAGGAAAGGAAGCCAGACAAUGGCGCUAAAGGGUUGAGCCUGGAUCUGUACGCCGGGCGGCCUCAGCGUCACAUACUCGUCAAAGCGGAUGAAAGCACCCUGCAGGCUCUGAGAACGGGCUUCGAAGGAGUGGAGUUUGAGAAGGUGCCCAAUAUUACUAAUGCCGUGUUACGCACCGGUCGGGAGAACAUGCAAGAGUAUAAAAAAUAUCUAGUGGAGAUUGAACUUAACGAUACCACAGCCAAGGCGCUCUACUCGCCAUCGCUGCGCCACGCGGCGCCCGUAGCGCUGAACGCGCUGAGCAACGCGCUAGCCGCACGCUUGUCGAGAUUCGACCCGCUUCGAUCGACGGGCGCGCGCACGAUCCACGUGCGCAACCAUCCUCUGCUCGGCGCCUACGUGCCCUACGACGAAGCUAAACUGCUGCAGCCUAAGACCAACGAGAGUAUAAUGAUGUGGAGCUGUUACACGGCUAUGAUCUUUUGCUGUGUCCUGGUCUGGUUUUCCCGACUGCCGUCCAUUGAGCGCGCGACAGGCACGCGGCACGCCUAUAUAAUGACGGGCACGCCGCGAUGGAUACACUGGGCCGCCUUGUACGCGGGACAUGUCAGCUUUACACUGAUCAUUGUGCUAUUCAUCGUCCUGUUCACUUUUGUGAUGGACAAGGAUCACACGUUCCGCCAGCUCGGGUUCUUAGUUUCGCUGUUUGUGGUGCUGAUGCUGGGUUUGUUGGCGACCCUGGGGCUGGUGUACUUCGCCAGCACGCUGUUCAGCAUAUCGGCCACCACAACCUUGCUCUUCAUACUCGUCGUAAUCAGCACUUUGAUAACUUCUGCUGUGAAGGAGUCCGCAAAGAUUCAUAAGAUUAUGUACAUUCCCUACGCUCUGUUCCCGCCGCACGCGCUAACGGUCGGGCUGAUUAAGACGGCGACCGUGGCGCAAGUGAACAGCCACUGCAACUUGAACAGAGGCAAUUGCCCCGAGCUGGCCGGGCCCGGCGUGUUUAAAGCGGAAAAAUGCUGCGGGUCAUCUCCGGGUUCGGAGCCAUGGAGCUAUUGGUCAAUUGGCAACGCAGCCGGCACCCCGAUACUCUUCCUCCUCAUCCAAGCAGUCGCGUACUUCAUGCUGACAUACCUUUCGGAUAACGGCACGCUGGGGCGACUGAUGUCUUCGGCACCUGCUCCGCAGAAGCUACGCUUUGAGGACGCCGCGGUUCAGGCUGAAGCCACCUACGUCGAGAAUACGAUCAAGCUGCCUAAUAAUCAUAUACCAGACGCUGUCUUGGGCUACAAAGUUCGGAAGAGCUACUCAGGGUGCUUAAAGAAAACAUAUCACGCCGUCAAGGGUGUCAGCUUUUCUGUCAAGAAAGGAGAGUGCUUCGGCCUGCUUGGAGUGAACGGGGCCGGCAAAACCACGACGUUCAAGCUGCUGACGCGCGAGACAGCACCUACGGGAGGCGAAAUCUUCGCCAACGGGUACCGUUCUACUGAGCGCAGCAAAUACAUGCCCACGUUAAGUUACUGCCCGCAAUACGACGGGGUGGAUGACUUCCUGACGGGUCGUCAGAAUUUGACCCUGCUGCUGAAACUACGUGGUCUGAAAGCUGCCGACGCGGCUGCCAUGGCCACUUCCUGGAUCAAAGAAGUCGACCUACUUGAGCACGCAGACAAACCUGUGUCCUCGUACAGCGGCGGCAUGAAGCGGCGGCUGACGGCGGCGGCGGCGUUCUGCCAGGGUGCGGAGACCGCCAUACUCGACGAGCCCACAGCCGGCGUGGACCCGGUCGCGCGCCGUCAUAUGCAUCAGGCGCUCUUGCGCGUCAGGAGGCAGAGAUCUAUCAUUAUCGCCUCGCACAGCAUGGACGAGAUGGAGGCGCUGUGCCACCGCAUCGCCAUCAUGUCUGGCGGCGAGCUGCGCGCGCUGGGCUCGGCCGCCGCGCUCAAGAUACAACAUGCUCAGGGCUACACCGUCGUCUUCAAACUGGCCUCCGAGAAGGUUAAUGCUGACGUCCUGGCGGAGUUUAAGGAACGGCUGCAUGGCCGCUUGGACUGCGAACUCAAGGAUCAACACCGGAACAUGCUGAUCUACCACGUAAAAACCUCGCUCAGCUACAGCACGCUGUUCACUCUAUUAGAAGAGCAGCGAGCUCAGUUCCCUGAACUGCUGGAAGACUACACCGUCACAGACACCACCCUUGAGGAGGUUUUCCUCGCGCUGGCCAGAGAGGCUAAAGAGGCCCAGCAACCUCCGCCCUCUGUCUAAAAUGCAUCAAGC